This is a messenger RNA of Cyclocybe aegerita, 4257 nucleotides long. The record is from the annotation of a GenBank genome assembly. NCBI's taxonomy places the organism in Eukaryota, Fungi, Basidiomycota, Agaricomycetes, Agaricales, Hemipholiotaceae.
AUGCGCAAGUAUUUGCUGUGGCCCAUCUUAAGUCUAGCUCGUAACAUUUCCUCAACUUCUCCAUUUCUUUCCUCUCGACAUUUCACGCAUAGUUCACCAUCGCGGCUGGUAUUAAAGGGAAUCAGGAGGGGGAUACGGUCAUUGGGAGGCAUCCAGAAACGCGGAAUUAUCUGUGCACUGCACAUGCCGAGAGCACGCACUUCAGCAUCUACGACUUCUGCCAGCACCGCGAACAGACGGUCAUCGAGGGUCCCGAAUGGCUCUGGAGAUGGGGAGGGGGGAUCCGGGACUUCAAUCUCUGCCGCUCAGCUGGGGAACAACAAGUCACAGACCUCAACGACACCCGAUGUCCAAACGAAAUCGAAUGCAAACGGCAACGCCGCCGACGGCCCAUUUCCAUGGCGGCAUCCCAACGAGCUCGCGUACAUCUGUCGACAAGACUGGGCGCAGGAUGUCAUGAUUGAGUACCUGUGUCAGAAAGCGUUCACCAUUCCUCCCCGCGAUUCGAACACCUCCGCUCCUUUCGUGCAAAUCACAGGUCGAGACGGCACGAUCACCAACCUCCCCCGGAAGUACCGUGUACCGCUGCUUUUCGUCGCCAAGUUCCAGUGGGACUCGCUCCGUUUGGUGUUAACUUCUGCGAACCCGAAGGCGGAGUGGGAGGCGUAUAAAUUCGAUAUCAUCCACAUUUCGCGACUUUGUCAGCAUCUUUUCAAUCAGGCAAACGCUGCGAAGAACGCCGCUGGGCCGAAGGGAUUAGACAAACAAUGGCGGAGUCCCAUGUUCGACCGUGUCCUCACCCGGUUCUACUACCACUGGUUUAUCAGUCAGGAUAUAUGGAUCAAGAAGUUCUGGGAGGAGUUCGAUGAGGAGGAGUACGAGAACGAUGUUUUGAAAUAUGAUUGGGUGCGCUGGGCGCUGAAGGGACACAAGGGGUUCGUUCUGACGAAGGAGGAGAUUCAAAGUGGGAUAACCGCCGAACAGUUUAUGAAGGGGCUAGGGAGGAACCCAAACGGCGUUUGGAUUUGGACAAGUGGUGCUGAUUAUCUCCCUCUUGCAUCACCACAUCCUGCCCCUGAAGCGGUUGAAGCCAUCACCGCCGUCACACCUUCCAACAACACUGUCGAAGUCAAGCGGGAGCAAAUCGAAAGUGUUCUCUCCAGGGAUACAAAAGCCCCUCAAACAACCCCAGCUUCAACGGUUGCCCUGGCCGUACAAUUCACUCCCGAUCCCGCACCAGCUCAGCUUGCUGAACAGGAUGCCAAUGUUGGAGAGAAACGCGCCAGGGAGAUUGACGACGACUCGUCUGGAUCGAAGGCCAAGAAGAUCAAGUUGUGUGAACAACGCAGGGGGGCUAGUCCGAUAUCAACACCUCCACCGCCCUCUACAUCUGAUACCGGUCCACUUCGGCCCAAUGGGUCCUCCGCGGCUCCCAAAUCUGGCGACAUACGAAAGGGAUCAGAGUCAUUGCAGGACAAACAGGCUGCAGAUUCAAUAAAACCCACAGCCUCAGAUGUCACGGAUACCGUUGAAGGGCUAUCGUUGGUAUCCUCUUCCAGCCCUCUGUCAUCCCCAGAAGCUAGUCCGGCCCGGCAGACCGAUGCGCCACAACUAACGCGUCUGGCACCAAAGCCUACAUUGCCGAAGGCUGUCAAUGGGACUACCGCGACAGCUGACUCUGAGCGAAACGCUGGAGCGACUCUGUCUCAAAUUGCAGCACCCUCGGGUCCAUCUGGCGAGAAAGUCGACGCAAAAAGCACUAUAAAUAUCAAGAGAGCUGCCGUCCCACCGCGCGCCUCUUCUGUGGAUUCUAUCGCCUCUUCUCGCUCGUCCCCGACCCCAGGCGUCCACUCGUCGUCGAUUGUUGCAGGCUCUACGCCGAUCCCAGCUCCAGUUCCUACACCCGCCCCUACUACCGAGAAACCUUCCCAUAUUCCCACGACUCCGUCUCUGUCGCCUAUUAAACCGCCCUCUGCUUCCAAGUUUUCUUCUUCUGCCGAUUGGACGUUCGGUCUGUUUAAUCCCUUCCUUCUACGACAGUCACCACCUCCAGCCCAGCGACCGCCGACCAUCCCUUCCGAAGUCUCUCGCCCUCUUCCUAGUAAGGCAACACCCCCGGCAGUUCCUCUGUCCUUGACCACCGUAACAUCGAUGUUCGAGGGCGCUCAAGAAGCGCUGGAAAGGCUGAAAGCCAACAAUGAAACUCCUACGAUGCAGGACGUUCAUGCCUCAGGUACUCAAGAAGUUAUUUCGUCCACUACGUCCACGACGUCGGAGAUGUCGAUAAGUGUUGACGAUGAUGCUGGUGUCGCCGAAACGUCUGAAUCGGCCGAUCCUGUGAAGAUGGUGGUUGAAGGAGAGGCAGUUGCGGAGGCUCGCACAGAGGAGGGUGUCAUUGGUGCUAAUGACGAGGAAGCGCCGGCAGCAGAAAAGACGAGAGCUAACUCUGUUCAACGGCCCCUUACAGCGCACGAUUACAUUGCUGUACGCGUCGCCGAGAUACUUCCGCCACGGUCUCGUUCGCCUACGACACUGAACGGUGAUUUAACUCAAGAACCACUGGCUUCGAGUCAUUCUAUAGUAUCAGAAGAGGGGUCACAGAGUACGGUAAUUUCUAGCGCACCGCAGCAAGAUGUCGACAAAUCAAUAUCUGCCGACGUCUCGUCUCCUAUCCUUGAAGCGCCCUCAGAGUCAGAACCUACUACAUCUCUGACUCAAGACAAGAUGGAUGUCGAUGAAUCAGCGCCUGUUCCGAAAGCAUCGACGUCUGUGGCUCUCUCUAGCUCGACAGCCUUAGAAGGGACGACGAGCAAGAUCGAGGAACACCCACACCCAGCUUUCAAACUCGUUCGCAGCUUGGCUCAUUUCCUUGCACCCCAUGAGCAUGCUUCGGGCGCCUGUUCCGUCGCCGACGCUUCAGGCGCAUCUGACAGGGCUCGAACUCCUUCUGCGCUUCCUUUAGUCCUUGCUUCUCGAUCUUCUCCUGGCGGGCUUCUGUCGGAGCCGGGUUCGUCGUCAAUUGGUCACCACGUAGACGCGCUGGCGCUGGCAUCAGUUUCUUUGGCCAGGGAUUUGCAGACCCUCGACGGCGAAGAACGCAAUCGGCGGAUCGAUGAAUGUGAUCUGCUUCUUCAACGCCGGAUUACGGACCUACAGAGCGCUGAUCAUGGUUCCUCCUGGGCCCUAGUCGCACCGGCCACGAAGACAUUGAUAUCAAGAGAGGUGAUGACAGAACCUCCAUCUACAUCUCUCGGCGUUCAAGCGCUCGACGUGGACAAUGCUGUUGGCUUUGAGCGCAGAGCGGCUUCGUCAGUCCCUGAAUCCCGACGAUUGCCUCUCAGUCCAGAUGCAACGAUGGUGGACAUUGCGUCGUCCAGUUCGCCACCCAUGGAAGCGGCAUCCCAUGCGGAGGAGUCGAAAGCCGACGCUUCCAGGGAUUUGACCAGGAGCAGGUCUGUGACGAGCGUUAUGACGGCCGUGAUGAGGAAUGUGGCGGACCUCCUGGAAUGUGCGUCUGGAGAUGGGACAAUAGUUAGGAGCGCCAAGGGCAAAGAGCGGGAGGUAAACAUAGACGGAGGGCGAUCGACGGUUCAGUACGACUCACCCAUUGUUUCCGCGUUGCUUUCGGAGUUCAAGUCGAUGAAGGAGGAGUUGAGGCUUAGUCGGGAGCGGAGUCGGGAGGAGGUGGAGACAAUCACAUCUCUGUAUCGGUCGGAGGUGGAGUCGGUGAAAGAGGAGCUGAGGGCGACGGAGGGCAGGAGGAAGAGCGAGAUAGAGACGCUGAAGCGGCAUCAUCAAGAGGAGAUGGAAGUCAUGAAGGAGGCGAUCCGGGUUAUCGAGAAGGACCGAGAGAAGGCCGCAGAGCAAGACGAGGAGAUGCGAGCCCCGCCUCGCGAAAUCGCCGAGCUGCGUCGUCGUGUGCUGUCUCUCGAAAGCCAGAGCCGUGCCGGGUCUCAUGCGUCUGCUGCACUUGGAGGGGCAUCUGGAGUGUCGCUUCCACGGAGGUCAAAUCAUCAUCCUCUAGGCCACCUACUCAGCAUGGAUGAAGAACAGGAGCCGGUGGUCUCGAUACCUGCUCCGCUACAUCUGAAUGGUGGCCUCGCCUCCGCUUCUCCUUCAAAAUCCAUUACCCCGACGUCGGACCAUUUUGCUUUCCUCGUAGGAGAUCGGAUGGACAUUGAUGAGAACACUCCUCUCCCCAUAAAGUCGCAGCGGAAGUACCAUGCUUUUGCAUUUCCUCGUCAGGCAGGAAGUUGA